CAAACGCCCGUCACUUCAGCCCCAACCAUGGCCACAGAGCGAUACAGCUUCUCUCUCACGACUUUCAGCCCUUCGGGGAAGCUGGUGCAGAUCGAAUAUGCCUUGGCGGCCGUAGCAGCGGGAGCACCAGCCGUGGGCAUCAAGGCGAAGGAUGGGGUCGUCCUCGCCACAGAGAAGAAGCACAAGUCCAUCCUGGUGGAGGAGCAUUCCAUCAUCAAGGUGGAGAUGAUCACAGACCACAUCGGCAUGGUUUACAGCGGUAUGGGCCCUGACUACAGGCUUCUGGUUCGUCAAGCAAGGAAAGUUGCUCAACAGUACUACCGCACAUACUUAGAACCCAUCCCCACCCCACAGUUAGUACAACGUCUGGCAGCAAUCAUGCAGGAGUACACACAGUCUGGUGGUGUGCGGCCGUUUGGUGUAAGCCUGCUCAUAUGCGGCUGGGAUCUAGAUCGGCCGUACUUGUUCCAGUGUGAUCCCUCAGGGGCCUAUUUCCCCUGGAAAGCCACAGCCAUGGGCAAAAACUUCAUCAACGGGAAAACAUUCCUUGAGAAAAGAUACAAUGAAGACUUGGAGUUGGAUGAUGCUGUCCACACUGCCAUCCUCACCCUGAAGGAAAGCUUCGAGGGGCAGAUGAGCAGCGACAACAUUGAAAUCGGCAUCUGCAACUCACAGGGUUUCCGAAGACUGACACCAGCUGAGGUCCAGGACUAUCUGGCCAAUAUUGCAUAAUGUGUAGUUUGUAUUGUAUCUAAUGAACUUUUGAGUAUGUAAGUCAGGAGAGAGUAAUCUUUUUUUUUUCAUUGUUUUACAAGUGUUUUUCCUUGGUUGAAUUUACAACAUAGGUUUCUAUAAGCAAAGGUACUGCCCACUGGCUAUCAUCUUGCACCCGGUGGAAAAUCCUGCUAGCAAGACUUGAUUGUAAUUGCUGCUGACAUUUUCAUAAAUAAAUUAUGCUCUCUUGUAAA
Molecule: messenger RNA, 968 nt
Organism: Penaeus indicus
Lineage: Eukaryota; Metazoa; Arthropoda; Malacostraca; Decapoda; Penaeidae
Gene: Prosalpha2
Product: proteasome subunit alpha type-2-like
Exons: 5
Coding region: 28-732 (234 amino acids)
Biological process (GO): ubiquitin-dependent protein catabolic process; proteasomal protein catabolic process
Cellular component (GO): proteasome core complex, alpha-subunit complex; proteasome core complex
Source: RefSeq, a predicted model, not a curated record